AUGUUCAGCAAAAUAUUCGCCUUCAGUGCUUUGCUGGCAGCUGCCAAUGCCGGACUUUAUCAUGGGCUCGGUCACGCCAUUUCUUCGCAGAACAUCGUGCGUCAUGAUGGACACUCCUCCCCAGUUUUCUCGCAUGCUUAUUCUCCGUUAGGCUACGCGGGCCAUUAUGAUGGACCCGCCGCUUAUUAUAACGGUCAUGAUUAUUUCGCACACCCUAAAUACGAUUUCGCGUACUCCGUGGCUGACCCUCACACCGGCGAUCACAAGUCGCAAUACGAAAGCCGAAACGGUGACGCUGUACACGGCUCCUACUCUUUAGUGCAGCCUGACGGAUCCGUACGUGAGGUCACGUACACGGCGGACGACCACAGCGGAUUUAACGCUGUAGUUCACAACACGCCCUCCGUUCAUCCCCAAACAGCUUACUACCAUUAU
Iphiclides podalirius (scarce swallowtail) is the source of this 435-nucleotide messenger RNA. The record is from the annotation of a GenBank genome assembly. NCBI's taxonomy places the organism in Eukaryota, Metazoa, Arthropoda, Insecta, Lepidoptera, Papilionidae.